UGGUUCAGUUGAUAAACCGAACCGGUGAAUUCUCAACCGGUUAGGAGCUGAGGUUUAACCAACUUCUCUCCUGAGACUCCACAGAGAGAUUGAGAGGAAACCAUGAGGAGAUCCAUCUCUUCCAAAGCCAAAUCCUUUCUUCAUCAUCGGAACCUCCCGGAGAAAGGUAACUCAUCGCCGCAUACAUUCUCCGAUUCGCGAAGAGCUUACUCUACCGGCGGAAGUAGCGAUUACAGAGAGACGUUAAGAAACAUGAACCUAGACGACUCCCUCGAACUCUUCUUCCGCAUGGUUCAACGCCGUCCCCUUCCUUCAAUCGCCGACUUCAGCAGAUUGCUAACCGCCAUCUCCAAUCUAAACCGCUACGACGUCGUGAUCCACCUCUGGGUCCAGAUGGAGACGCUCGGCAUCCCCCACAACCUCUGCACGUGCAACAUCCUCCUCAACUGCCUCUGCCGCUGCUCCCAGCUGCCUCUAGCGCUGUCUUUCCUCGGGAAAAUGUUAACUGGUCACACCCCGAGCGUGGUAACGCUCGGGUCCCUCCUCGGCGGGCUCUGCCGAGGAGGCAGAGUCCGCGAGGCGCUGCGUCUGUUCGGUAGGAUGGUGGUUAGACCUAACGUUGUUAUCUACAACAUUUUGAUCGAUGGUCUUUGCAAGAGCCAGCAGGUGGAUAAAGCUUUAGACUUUUUUAAUCAGAUGGAGGUUAGCCCCGACGUUGUUACCUACAACUCUCUCAUCUCCGGGCUCUGCGGCUCGGGGAGGUGGGGAGACGCUGUGAGGAUGGUGAGGUGUAUGAGUGAGAAGGGUGUAGACCCUGAUGUGUUCACUUUCAACGCGUUGAUCGACGCUUGUGUGAAAAGAGGGAGUCUUUUAGAGGCUGAGGAGCUUUACGAGGAGAUGAUUAGAAGGUCUCUGGUGCCUGAUAUCGUUACUUACAGUUUGCUUAUCAAAUGGCCUUUGUAUGUUAGUAGGUUAGAUGAAGCGGAGCGGAUGUUUGAGUAUAUGGUUAGCAAACGCUUUCCUGAUGUGGUGACUUAUAGUAUUCUCAUCAACGGGUUUUGCAAGUCUAGGAAGGUGGAUUACGGGAUGAAGCUCUUCUGCGAGAUGUCUCGGAGAGGUGUGGUUAGGAACGUGGUGACUUAUACUAUUCUUAUCCAGGGGUAUUGUUUAGCAGGGAAGCUUAAUGUUGCGGAAGAGAUCUUCAGAAGGAUGGUUGUUUCUGUGUCUCCUAAUAUUGUUACGUAUAAUGUUUUGUUACAUGGUCUAUGCGAUAAUGGGAAGGUGGAGAAAGCGUUGGUGAUGUUGGAGGAUAUGGAGAAGAGUGGGAUGGAGGGUGAUAUCGUUACUUAUAAUAUCAUCAUUCGUGGGAUGUGUAAAGCUGGUGAGGUGGCAGAUGCUUGGGGUUUGUAUUGUAGCCUUAGUUUGAAAGGACUUGUGCCUGAUAUUUGGACGUACACUACGAUGAUGUUGGGGUUGUAUAAGAAAGGCUUGCGGCGUGAAGCUGAUGCAUUGUUUAGGAGAAUGAAAGAAGAUGGGAUUUUACCAAAUGAAUGUUGUGUGUAGUGAAGGCGCUAGUUUUAGGACUAAGUAAAAUCAGCUUUAAGUAGUUUUAACUCAGGGGAGCUUGCAAGAUGUCAGGCUCCUUGCCACUGGAAAGAUCCACGCAGAUCUUUCCAAAGCCUGAGGUUGGGAUACUAUGAGAUGAGCUAACACAUGUUCAUAUUUAUUAGGAGAAACCAUAGAGAUCCCAGGGGCCUUACAGAAUCGAAGCUUGCACCAUACAUGUAUCCAGUUUCUCUCCUAAAAGGAUGUUUUCCCUUGGAAUGAGAAACUCAGAUCUCUCGGAACCAAGUUUAAGAGCUUAAUCUAGCAGCACAUGGGGGCAUGUUCUCUAGCCGCUGACUUGUCUCCGUUUUGAAAAUUGUACAUUACAUUACCAACCAAUGUUGGUUUUAUGUAUUGUCUGUAUCAGUUUUGGUAUGCAAGUAUAGCGUCUAAGCGUUGCAAAGAGAGGACAGAAAAAUAACAAGGUUUCUGUCAAAUCAGAUGAAAGAAAGACGAGGGCUUAAAUUAGUUAUAAACAGCUUCAAAGCCUUACAUAUAAAUCUUUGAGAUAGAAGUUUCAAUC
Raphanus sativus (radish) is the source of this 2128-nucleotide messenger RNA. Its product is annotated as pentatricopeptide repeat-containing protein At5g16640, mitochondrial. Gene Ontology annotation, molecular function: protein binding. NCBI's taxonomy places the organism in Eukaryota, Viridiplantae, Streptophyta, Magnoliopsida, Brassicales, Brassicaceae. The record is from RefSeq and is a predicted model, not a curated record.